Messenger RNA from Glossina fuscipes, 742 nucleotides. RefSeq lists its product as uncharacterized. The annotation marks the transcript as partial. The transcript has a single exon. NCBI's taxonomy places the organism in Eukaryota, Metazoa, Arthropoda, Insecta, Diptera, Glossinidae. The record is from RefSeq and is a predicted model, not a curated record.
GCUCGCACACCUACAGUUUCGGUUAUGAGAUCAAUAACAAAGCAAGCGGUAAUAUACAAUUCCGUAAUGAGAGUAAAUAUGGUAAUAAUACAGUACAAGGCUCUUACGGUUAUGUACAACCUGAUCAAGGCCUUAUUGUAACACAUCACUUUACCGCUCGCGCUGAUGAUUAUUCAGGCCAGAUGGAAAUUAGAAAACCCGUUGAAGAGGAUAUCACCUCAAUAGUUGAUCAAAUAAAUAUAAAACAGAAUUUAACCGAUAUUCUUUUACCCGUCGAGCCUAUUAAGGCAAAACAAGACAUAAACUUGAAUCCGGCUAAACUCGAACAAGAAGUCAUCAAUCCUGUGGUAUUAGAAACAAUAGACGGUGCAUUGCCUUUGAAGGGAAUAGCAAAAGAUGAAAAAGGUUUCGAAAAUUUAAAAACUAAACCUGUACAUAAGUUUAUACCUACCGGUUUUCCCAUAAUACCGUUUCAAUUGCCAACAAAUUACACAAGAGUCUAACGACUACAUCUGAUCACACAGCUAAUAAAAACUUAAGGAAAUAAUUAAUGAAGACGAGACGCUUAAUCGAAAGAAUAUCGUAAUUAAAGAAGAAGCAAAUCAUAAAGACAAGCCUGAUAAUUAAUUUAAUGCAUUCUAGUAGCAACAAACUAAAAAAGCAUUUUUGAAAUUUAAUCCAUAAUACCUUUCAACUAUGCCUGCUCCAAGAAACGAAAACUUCGAUUGUUAUUGAAAAGAUC